UUUCUCUUGCAAAUCAUCUGGCGGGACGGUUCAGCAGUUUGCGAUAUUUGUUGUCGAUUGACGACACUCUGUAUCAGCUUCAGUAGUCUGUCUGGCACGUCUGUCUUACGCAUACAAAGAACUUGAUUACGCUGUUAUAUCAAAAGCAUGACAGGCUAUGUGUCUGUUUCGUCCAGGACGUCUGAAGCGGUCCUUGUAAGACCCUCAGCUUGGCAGCAGUUCACAGAUUUUGCAAAUGUUCUGAAAGCUUUUAUAGGAACAAGCUAUCUGUCAUUACCAUUUGCCUUUUCUCAAAGUGGACUAGUGCUUGGAGCGGUUGGACUUGUAAUCAUUGCCUUCAUAACAGACCACUGUUGUCAACUUAUAAUUAAAUGCAAAAAUGCUGCAGUGGGAAUGAUUCUUAACUCAUCUCCAAGAUACCAAGAACUCCGAACAGAAGCUUUGUAUGAGGAGAUGGAAAAAGUAAAGGAGACUAUAGAGAAGGAAAUGACACUUGGUGACAUUGGAAAAAUUGCAGUUGGACCAUGGGGAUUGAGACUGGUCAACACCGCAUUGAUAAUCACACAGUUAGGGUUCUGCGUUGCUUAUUUCAUAUUCAUGGGAAAUACCAUAGCAGAAAUGUUUCCUCUCAAAUACAAAUCUGAGACUGUGAUCCCAGUCAUAAAUACAACAUUAUCUGAACCAACUAGUGCCACAAGAAUGACCCACUCCUCAGCGGCAGGGAUUAACUCGUCUACAAUGGUUCCUCCACUCCAUAGCACUAAGACAGCACCUCAAUUCUUCCUUCUUGUACUGAUUCCUUUCCCUUUCCUCAUUGCUAUGGCCUUUGUAAGGAGCAUUCGAAAACUUGGACCAAUCAGUGGUGUUGCUAAUGUGACUCUACUUUCUGGGUUUUUUGGGCUUCUUGCAUUUCUGUUGAAGGGUUUGAGGUUUAACCUUAAAGACGUGAGCUAUGCGAGAUUGUCUACGUUUCCAGUUUUCUUUGGUCAGCUGACGGGAGCUUAUGAAGGGAUAGGAACUGUAAUACCUAUUGAGUCUAGCAUGGCAGAGAACCGGCCUCGUUUCCCCCUGUACCUUCACAUAGCACUAGCACAAGUCUCUUUCAUUCUUGGUUCUUUUGGAGUACUUGGAUACAUGAUCUAUGGCAGCACUGUUCCGCAGAUAGUAACAGAUAGGCUGCAGACAGGGGUCAUAGCACAGUUGGUGCGUCUGACACUCAUUGUAGCGGUGAUGAUGACCUAUCCUCUUCAGCUAUACCCAGUCAUUGAAAUUACAGAGUCGGUUUUAUUCACUAAGGUCCAAUCCAAAAAGAAAUCUCACCUGGGUGAAGUAGUUGCAGGUCCAAGCACUGAUCCAAGUAGCAACCCAGCUUCUCUCACAGAUUCUAAUGGUGUUGACUCACCAGAUGUUUUGUCCUCAAGUAUAUACUCUGAGACUCAAUUUCUUAUUCCAAAGGAGGCUGAAGAACUUCAGUACGAGACAGCAGCUUGGAAGAGGAAUUUACUACGUACAGUGCUAGUAACUUUAACAGCAGGGAUAGCCAUUUUACUGAAGGAUGAAUUUGCCUAUGUGAAUGCUCUGAUUGGCUCAUUAGGAAGUUCAGUGUUGGCUUACAUUCUGCCUUGCACAUUUCACAUCAUCCUAUACAAAAACACCAAUUCUGUAGCUGUGGUUAUUAAGAACAUUAUUAUUGUUGUAUUUGGUAUAGUUGGUGGAGUUGUGGGUGUGGUUAUUACCAUUCAAAACAUAGUCAAAGAUUUAUCUUAGUAAAUUAAAACAUGCCUUUAACCAUGCAGCCUUUCAAGGUGCCACUAUUUUGGUCUUUUUGGUGUGGGGAGAAUUUUUCACAGCUAAAUUUAAGUGAAGUGGCAGAUUUGGCAAGCUGAGUCUGACAGAUAUUGAGAAGCUGUAAAAUUUUCUCCCAGUACUGUUUAUGAUCAGGAUGCAUUUGUUGUCUUAAAUCAUAACAUGGUUGCUAGAGACAAAAUUUUGGUCACUAGAAAAAGAAAUUGCAUAGUAGUUGUACACUGUACACAACAGUUGCUGUUGUUGGGAGUGAGCAACUGUUUGGAAAGCUAUACUGAGUGAGAACUGCUGAGGAAGGUUGUCGAUUUUGAGGAAUUUUGAAGAAAACAGUGAGUUUGUGCAGUGUUGAGCCACUAUGUAGUUUGUAGAGGGCUUAGAUAAGUUAUUCAGAUGAUAAUUGCUGUAUUGUCUAUUAGAGUUGCCCCUAAGUAAGAAUAUUACAGGUCAUUUAAUGAAGUAGUUGAGUUUGUAGGAUUGUAAGGGUUUUCUGCAUUUGAAUUAUAGCAUAACAUUCUGAUGGAAAUUUGGAUACGACCUAGUACAGAAUUUUUUUCUAAGAGAUUAGUACACAAGCCUUAAAAUGAUCUACUUCAAUUUGCAAUUGUUAUGGACAAGAUUUAUUACUUAUCUUAUACUUUCAACAGUUUCCUUUAAAAACGAUUAAAGUGAACAUAACCAGGUUUACCUAGAUUUUUUAACAAAUUUAUCUAACUAUUUUUAUUUACACCUUGAAAGUGUAGUUUAUUUUACAAUAAAAUUAAUUAUACACAAUCUUACUUGACAGGCUUAGCAAUAACACUAAGGUUGAGCACAUAUUCUCUCUAUGAAAAUUUACUCUAUCCCCUCUAAUUAUUUUAUAUUCUUUUGAUUCUUAAAACUGCCUUUCAGUAUUUCUUGAAGGGAAAACAAGAGCUGUUACAUUAUAUUUUAAGACAAAUCGAGUGCUUGUCUCGAGGGCAACUGAAUUUGCUACAUAUUUUAUGUAACAUGUUUUUUAAAAUACAAGCCAGGAAGUUUAAGGUGCAGUUUAACAAAGAAUAUAGUUUAUAAAUCAAGUUA
Molecule: messenger RNA, 2865 nt
Organism: Stylophora pistillata
Lineage: Eukaryota; Metazoa; Cnidaria; Anthozoa; Scleractinia; Pocilloporidae
Biological process (GO): amino acid transmembrane transport
Cellular component (GO): vacuolar membrane
Molecular function (GO): L-amino acid transmembrane transporter activity
Source: RefSeq, a predicted model, not a curated record